Molecule: messenger RNA, 3387 nt
Organism: Schizosaccharomyces japonicus yFS275
Lineage: Eukaryota; Fungi; Ascomycota; Schizosaccharomycetes; Schizosaccharomycetales; Schizosaccharomycetaceae
Product: CMGC/MAPK/P38 protein kinase Sty1
Exons: 1
Coding region: 455-1504 (349 amino acids)
Biological process (GO): cellular response to osmotic stress; stress-activated MAPK cascade; regulation of reciprocal meiotic recombination
Cellular component (GO): chromatin; nucleus; cytoplasm
Molecular function (GO): protein kinase activity; RNA polymerase II CTD heptapeptide repeat kinase activity; protein serine kinase activity
Source: RefSeq, a predicted model, not a curated record
UCCGUCAAACAUUACCGUUGGAGUUGCUCACCGGGAGACUGAGGAAUUAGGAAUUCUCACAAUUAAGCAGUGGUCGAGUUUAUCUUCUACCAUCUCUCAAGUGUCCGAUCGAAGCGACAAUCGAUAAUCCGUGGCUGAAAGUAGUUGGUCUCUUAAAAGUUCACUUCAAAAUUCUACAGCGUGUAUUCCACCUAAUAACUGCUAUUACGCUGUGUAAUUUUAUACUGCUCGAUUUUCUAAUAAAAGGGUCUCGUUUGACGCGUCUUUAAGAUAUAGAGGUUUCACGACAAAUAACUCACUCUUUCGUACCAAAGACAAAAACAAAAACCAGGUCUUACGAAAGACACUUGUUACCGAAUCACGAUACAUUUCACGAUAAAUCUGUCUUUUUCUUUUAUUUUUCUUUACACGCUGAGUCGUUUACUUUCUCGUUCUUCUACAAGAUUCAUUCACCAUGGCUGAAUUUGUUCGUACACAGAUUUUUGGAACGUGCUUCGAAAUCACGACACGUUACACAGACUUGCAACCCAUUGGCAUGGGCGCGUUCGGUCUUGUAUGUUCUGCUCGCGACCAACUGACAGGACAAAAUGUCGCUGUGAAAAAAAUCAUGAAGCCAUUCAGUACGCCUGUGCUGGCAAAGCGAACAUACCGUGAACUGAAGUUGCUGAAACAUCUUCGUCACGAGAAUAUCAUCAGUCUAAGUGACAUUUUCAUUUCUCCGUUCGAGGAUAUCUACUUUGUCACUGAAUUACUAGGUACAGAUCUGCAUCGUCUUCUGACGUCCAGGCCUCUUGAGACCCAGUUUAUCCAAUACUUCCUGUACCAGAUUCUGCGGGGACUGAAGUACGUCCACAGUGCUGGUGUUAUUCACCGCGACCUCAAACCUAGUAAUAUUCUCAUCAACGAGAACUGUGAUCUAAAAAUCUGCGACUUCGGUCUCGCUCGUAUUCAAGAUCCACAGAUGACGGGAUAUGUUUCCACUCGUUACUACCGUGCUCCGGAAAUCAUGCUCACAUGGCAAAAGUACAAUGUCGAAGUCGAUAUCUGGAGUGCUGGUUGUAUUUUCGCCGAGAUGCUGGAAGGAAAGCCACUGUUUCCUGGUCGUGACCAUGUAAACCAGUUUUCCAUUAUUACUGAACUCCUUGGAACUCCGCCGGACGAAGUAAUCGAGACGAUCUGCAGCAAGAAUACAUUGCGCUUUGUCCAGUCUCUCCCUAAACGCGAGAAAGUUCCCUUUUCGGAACGGUUUAAAAAUGCCGAUCCCGCAGCGGUAGACCUUUUAGAAAAAAUGCUAGUCUUCGAUCCUCGCAAGCGCAUCAGUGCUGCCGACGCCCUCGCUCACGAGUACCUUGCUCCGUAUCAUGAUCCUACGGACGAGCCUGUUGCAGAGGAGGUGUUUGACUGGUCCUUCCAGGACAAUGAUUUGCCUGUUGAAACUUGGAAGGUUAUGAUGUAUUCAGAAAUUCUUUCUUUUCAUAAUGUGGAUAGUGAGGUGCAAGCAUAAGACACUUGUUUGUCAUCACCAUCACCAUUGUCCUUUUAAUAUAUUGUUUCAAGGAUGCUUGCUAGCGUGACGAUAUUCAGUGAUCCCAGCUAUGCACCACAUUAUCUCAUGUUAGGCCACAAACUUUCAAGGCAAGUUUGCUCGGCUUUUGUUCGGGACCGGCUAUUACGUUUUCUAUUUUAUAUCUUUUCUACGAUUAACUGUUGUCUUAUGUAAAUGGUCCUAGCCAGCAUAGCGCUUCCCCUUCGCUUUUGUGUGAGAAGCAGCAACGGCCUAAUUCUCGUCCAUGUGUUCCCGCCGCACAAACAUGCCGCAGCAAUCACUUUUUCUCGCCCGACGCCGCACUGUGUAUUGUACCUGAUACAUGACAAGAAAAAAAAAGAAAAAUUUACUCUAUGCUAUUGAACAAUCUAACAGAACAAGAGUUGAAAGGAUCGUCAUACAUGUUCGUGGAAAUGCACGGGGAAACAAGCAGGGUGGGUAAAACACUUCUGAUGAGCACAAGCGCACGUAUUUGUGCAUCCAUGCAACACUCAGGAGAAGCGUGAACGUUAAAAGGGAUCAUUAAGAUAAGACCGUGAGAGCGGCAUGGAGUGAGGAAAACGGCUUAAACACUCAUACCUUUCAUCAGAGGAAGGUCCAUAGCUGGUAUGGCAUGCUUCAAACGGCAAAAAAAUUCAUCAUGGAACAGUACAAUACAGCGAGAACAAGCCAGAGGGAAACCCAAGACCCAGCAACCUCGACUGGCGGUGUUGGACCGAUUUCGUCGGUGCUUCCUCGUCUGACCCAGUCAGCCGCAAAAAGCUAUAUUCUCGUAAAGAAUGAAAAAGGAGGAACAAGAGAGGUGUCGGCGACACCCGUUAACAACGAGCAGAAACCGUCUUCUCGGAAACACCGGUGUUUACGCCAGCCGUAGUAGUUCUGUUGGCAGCGACACCAGACGAUGCUUGGCCAACAGUGCUUAUGCAGUCCCCACCACUCGCAAUAGCGUUCUCUGAGGUUGUGUUUGCUGAUUUGCCGCAGCCGGCAGCAGACUCCAGGGACUUGACCAAGCCCUCAAACUCGUGGAUGUCACGAAUAACGUGAGUGCCGGCCAUGGGCUCUGGCAAGGGGUCAUCUCUGUCCACCAAGUGAACACAGACAGGCCAUCCAAAGUUCUUGGCACCGUUAAUGUUUCCGUACGAGUCGUCAACGAACAGACAUUCGUCCUUGGACAACACACCAGCCUCGACCAUUACUCUCUCAAACAUCUGAGGCAUCGGUUUCGCCACGAUGCUUUCAGUGUUAUAGUCGCAAUAUGUAAGUCCUUCAAAACAGUCAUCGACGCCAAGAAGUUUCAGAACACGCUGAGCAUGGACCUUGUACGCAUUGGUGAACACCCACAAACGGUACCGGGAGCGCAAUCUCAUCAGCAUGUUUCUAAGUUCCACGUCGGGCUUGAUUACCGUUUCCAGUGGCAGAGAUUGAUCCACCCGCUGGUCAUAGUCCACGGCAUCGAUUUUGUGAUGGAGCACGAGACCUCGAAUGGCGAUACCGUAGUGUCGGUAGUACACGUCCCUCAACCGUUCGGCCUCCUCUGCCGGGAUACCAAGUUUGUCAGAAAAGUACUCUCGAAUACGAUCAGCCAUCAUAUCGUGGAUCUGGUACGACUUGGGGUACAGACAGUUGUCCAGGUCGAAGAAAAUCGUCUUUCUCAAAUUCAUGUUUGCUUGCUACGUGUAAGUGGAAAACAAAGCAGUCAGUGCCAGGUGGUGCGGGUCGGCAAUAUAUAUAUAUAUGUGUCUGGCAGAUAGGAAGCUAUAAGGGAUUGUAACGAAAUAGAAGGUGGCUUCUUGGGUCGGAGACUCGGCGAUGGCCACCAAAUGCCUGCCGGGGGAUGGCGG